AUGGGAUCAGAUGAAACCAAUUAUAGACUAUGGGCCUCCUGGAUGGGUAAAGAAAAGACUUUUCAGAUCAAAUCUCUAGUGAAUGAACAUAAUUGUUGUAGGGUGUUUAAGUUUGGGUCAAUUGUAACUUAUAGAUGGAUAGGGAAACAUUUUAUGAGUCAAAUUAUAGAGAACCCCAAAAUGAGUGCAAGGAAGAUGAAAGCUAAAGUGUCAACAACAUUCAACAUAAAUGUCAAAUCUGGGUCUACUGUGAGAUUGGAUGUAGACAUCAUGCCAGAUUCCACAACUUUGUUUUCUAAGUUUUAUGUGUGUUUCAAAGCUGUAAGGGAUGGUUGGUUAGAAGGGUGCAGGCCAGUAAUUGGGCUUGAUGGUUGCUUUUUAAAGGGUAUAGUUAGAGGAGAAGUUAUUUCAGCUGUUGGGAGAGAUGCAAACAACCACAUCUACCCUUUAGCAUGGGCUGUGGUAUGUGUUGAGAAUAAAGAAACAUGGAAGUGGUUCAUAGAUUUGCUUAUGGAUGACAUUAAUGGUGGUCUUGGUGCAGGCAUUACCCUUCUUUCUGAUGGACACAAGGGGUUAUUACAAGCAGUUAAGGAAUGA
Messenger RNA from Lactuca saligna, 597 nucleotides. The record is from the annotation of a GenBank genome assembly. NCBI's taxonomy places the organism in Eukaryota, Viridiplantae, Streptophyta, Magnoliopsida, Asterales, Asteraceae.